Molecule: messenger RNA, 444 nt
Organism: Cariama cristata (Red-legged seriema)
Lineage: Eukaryota; Metazoa; Chordata; Aves; Cariamiformes; Cariamidae
Product: small conductance calcium-activated potassium channel protein 2
Exons: 4
Biological process (GO): potassium ion transmembrane transport
Cellular component (GO): neuronal cell body; neuron projection; plasma membrane
Molecular function (GO): calmodulin binding; small conductance calcium-activated potassium channel activity
Source: RefSeq, a predicted model, not a curated record
GAUCAACAGGAUGUUACUAGCAACUUCCUUGGAGCAAUGUGGUUGAUUUCAAUAACUUUUCUAUCCAUUGGAUAUGGUGACAUGGUACCUAAUACUUACUGUGGGAAAGGAGUCUGUUUACUCACUGGAAUCAUGGGUGCUGGGUGCACUGCACUGGUGGUAGCUGUGGUGGCAAGGAAGUUAGAACUUACCAAAGCUGAAAAACAUGUGCAUAAUUUCAUGAUGGACACCCAGCUAACUAAAAGAGUGAAAAAUGCAGCGGCCAAUGUACUCAGGGAAACAUGGUUAAUUUAUAAAAACACAAAGCUGGUUAAAAAGAUAGACCAUGCGAAAGUAAGGAAACAUCAACGCAAAUUCUUGCAAGCUAUUCAUCAAUUAAGAAGUGUAAAAAUGGAACAAAGGAAACUGAAUGAUCAAGCUAACACUUUGGUGGACCUGGCAAAG